GCUAAAUUACAUGUGCAUGAACAGUCAGUCACUCGGAGGCGGCAUUUCCGAGUGCGCUUGGAUUACAGGGGAUCAUUUGGAAACGUGUGUUAAUUAUCGCGUGCUUCCAAACUAAACCAAAUACAGUGCAGUACUGAAGGACUCGUCAAACUCAGUGGUGUCGUGAACAUUAGUAGGGAUAGUCUGAUCGGCGGGAAUGGCUUCGUCUCCGUGCGGUGGCGGUGGGAACUUUGAUUGUGGGCUGGAGAUCCAAACUCGCUCGGUGGAGCAAACACUCAUCCCGCUCGUGUCUCAGAUUACAACACUAAUCAAUCACAAAGACAAGCUUAAGAAGACAGAGAAGACCUUACGGGCUAUCCAGAGAGUGGGCCAGGCAGUCAGUGUCGCAGUUGGCCGCUUUGUGGCCGUGGGUGAGGCCAUUGCAGCAGAGAAUGAAGACCUAAAGGAUGAAAUGGGGUUGGCUUGCUUUGAGGCCCGGAGAGCAGGCACUGCCAUAGCUCAGCUGACUGACGUGUCCGGUGUGGAGCAGUGUGAGGGUGACGGGCGCAGCACUGUGUUUAGUGAUAGGACGGGCAUGGUGAAAGCUGCUCGCAUGCUGCUCUCUUCUGUUACCAAAGUCCUGGUGCUCGCAGAUUGCAUUGUUAUCAAACAGAUCAUAAGCUCUCGCAACAAAGUGAUGGUUACUCUGGAGCAGCUGGAGAGAGUCAGCACUUUUCAGGAAUUUGUCCAAAUCUUCAGCCAUUUCGGGAACGAGAUGGUAGAUUUUGCCCAUCUCACAGGAGACAGACAGAAUGAUCUGAAGGAUGAGAAGAAAAGAGCUCGAAUGGCAGCAGCUCGUGCUGUUCUGGAGAAAUGCACCAUGAUGCUCCUCACAGCCUCUAAGACUUGUCUGAGACAUCCAGACUGCGAGUCGGCAAGGAUCAACAAAGAAGCAGUGUUCCAGCGUAUGCGCCUGGCCCUGGAGCAAGUCAUCAAAAUUGUGACUGACACAAGGAGCAGUGGCGAAACCAAAGCACUUCCUGUCAGCAUCUACGCUGGGAUUAAAGAUUUUAAGGUAAAAGUGGAGGCUCUGAGAGACUCUUUGUACUGUGUGUCCUGCGAAGCUGUGGCAGCUCAGCUGGAAUCUCUGAUGGAGAAGACUGAAGACUUCACGGACUCUGCCUACACCAGCCACGAGCAGAGAGAGACAAUCAUACAACUCUUCCAGAUCAUACGUCAUGAGACCCAACAGCUCAUCAACACAUGGAGACAGGCGCAGCAAACGCUUAAAGCCAAAGGGGCCACGGAAGCGAUGGAGCUCUCUAUUCUGAAGACUUCUCAGAUUGUCAGUGAUCUCAGGCGAGAGCUUCAUAAGGUAGCGGUGGGGAGGGCCACUGAAUUGCUGAAGCUGCAUUCAGAUCACCUGGUGCUGCAGGCUCUGAAGGCCUCUGGUGGGGAUGGAAACCUAGAGGCCGUGGCUGACUAUGCUGGCACACUCACCGAGCACAAAGAACAGCUGCUGGAGAAUUGUCGUUUGCUCUGUCAUAUUUCGGGGACAGAGCCUCUGGAGAUCACCUGUAUUCACGCUGAAGAAACCUUCCGCGUCAUUGGCCCACAGAUCAUCUCAGCGGCACAAACACUAGCUCUGCACCCGACCAGCAAGAUUGCCAAAGAGAACCUGGAUGUGUUUUGCGAGGCCUGGGAGUCUCAGCUGUGUGACAUGGCCAUUCUACUGAAGGAGAUCAAUGAUGUGUUUGAGGGACGCAGAAGUGAUAAGAAAACAUAUCUGUCGCUACCAAGACCAGGGAAACACUCUGUUAACCUGAAGGCAGUCAAGGCUACCAAGCUUGAUGCUGAGGAGCAAACCACCAUCGCUAAGCUGGGACUGGAACUGUGUUUACUCACAUCUGAUGUGGACUCAGAGGUGGAACGCUGGGAUGAGCAGGACCACGAGAUGGUUCGACUGUGCCAGAUCAUGUCCAGCAUGGCCUAUUCCAUGUACCUCUUCACCAGGGGGGAAGGCCUGCUCAAGACAACACUGGAUCUAUUCCACCAAGCUGAGGUGCUUUCAGACCAGGGUCUCCAUCUGUGCUCCAUCCUGCACACCCUUUCCACACAGGUGUUGGAUGAAGAUAGAAUGCUCAUCAUAUCUGAGACAGAGAAGCUGGCAGCCUCAUGUCAACAGCUGCAGGUCUGUGCCAAGUCUCCAGUUCAGGGAAAGAGCGCCAUCUUUCAGAAGGUUGACUCGUCUAUACAGAACACCAAAGGCAUCCUGACCGUGGUGGUCUACCUACUGCCGAUAUGUAAUAAGCUCAUCAGAAAGUGUAAAUCAGAACGCAGCUGCCUGAGUUCUCCUCAGCACUGGAGGGAGAAACAGCUGAGCACUCCCGUCAGCAAGGAAACUCUGAACGGCAAAGGCUCCAACGGCUUUGGGGUCAAAUCCCUGGAGCAGCACAUGGCCAAUCUAACGUUCCUGGAGAGCAAAUAGCUCUGAAAACCAAAGGCACUCUCGCCUGAUCACGCACACACAGUGCAUGGCAAUGCACUCGCUCACAAUGUGCCAUUCUUUGCGCUUCUGUCCAUUUGCUUUGUGGUGUACAGUAGCGUUAGCAUUACCAACCUCAUUCCAGCUACCAAAAAAUAUUGAAAAAAAAAAAAAAAAAAAAAACUUCCAUGUGAUCAAGUCAUUAUGCAACUGUUUCAAGUGUAAUGGCUGGUAACAAUAAGCUACAGUUUUAACUGGAUCGAUUUUUCACUAUGUUUCUUGUGAUUUGCCAACUUUGAGGUGUAAAUGAUGAGAACCUCAGAUCUUUUGAUGCAAAACACUCUGCACACUGUAUUUAAUGGGAUAGUCCACCCAAAAAUUACCAUUCUGUCAUCAUUUACUCACCCUCAUAUUGUUCCAAAACUGUAUGACUUUCUUCAGUGGAACACAAAAGAUGUUAGGCAGAAGUUGGCCUCAGUCACCAUUCACUUUCAUUGGAUGGAAAAAGUAACCUUCUGCCCAAUGUCUUUUUUUGUGUUCUGCAAAAUAAUGUCAUAUGAAUUUGGAAAAACAUGAGUGUGAGUAAAUGACAAAAUUGUAAUUUUUGGGUGAAUUACCCCUUUUGUAUAACUGCCUCAUGUACAAGUCGAUGCCAAAUAUAUCCACUGUUUAAAUCAUCUUCCUACACUGGUCUUGCCACAAGGCAGUCUGCUCAAGGCUGUAGGGAAGCAUUUCAGUAACUUUGGAUAUUACUUUGAGAAAUCAGCAUCUUAAUAUUCUGAGUGUUAUUCUGCUCGAGGGUUCAGAGCGAGGAAUACUUUCCAAAAGAGGCAUUUUUAAGGAUGUUAAUAAAGAAUCAGAUCCUUUAAAUGUGCUUUUGUAGGAAUGACAGACUUGUUAUAUGGACUGCCUUGUAGGUCACUGUGAUUUGUAUUUUUAAUGCAAACCUAACAAUGCAUGUUAAGCUUUCGUACAUUAACCUGAAAGGUUAGAAUGAAGACGGUAUAUAAAUCAGUAGGACUGUUGUGUAUUGAAGAGCAACUUCUUUUGCAUGGCACGUAUUACAAGGCUCGAUAGAAUUGGGUUCACUUUCACUCACAACAAUUCUAGUUGAUACUUUGCAAAAAUGUUCCUCUGAUUUAUACUACAGUCAACCAAUCCAUAAGCUUUAGAGAUUAAGCUUUAGAGAUGAUUAUGCAGCUAAGAACUUGAGUUGUAUUAGUGUUGGAUCAUUGAUGACUGAUUGUUAAAUGAUUGUUAAAUCACAAAAAAAACUCUAAAUAUACAUUAUUUUUC
Myxocyprinus asiaticus (Chinese sucker) is the source of this 3760-nucleotide messenger RNA. RefSeq names its product alpha-catulin-like. Gene Ontology annotation, biological process: cell adhesion; Rho protein signal transduction. The record is from RefSeq and is a predicted model, not a curated record. Bases 197 to 2467 code for a protein of 756 amino acids. NCBI's taxonomy places the organism in Eukaryota, Metazoa, Chordata, Actinopteri, Cypriniformes, Catostomidae. The transcript has 19 exons. Gene Ontology annotation, molecular function: cadherin binding; actin filament binding.